This is a messenger RNA of Opisthorchis viverrini, 2042 nucleotides long. RefSeq lists its product as hypothetical. Lineage: Eukaryota; Metazoa; Platyhelminthes; Trematoda; Opisthorchiida; Opisthorchiidae. The record is from RefSeq and is a predicted model, not a curated record. Gene Ontology annotation, molecular function: ubiquitin conjugating enzyme binding; zinc ion binding; ubiquitin protein ligase activity. Gene Ontology annotation, biological process: protein polyubiquitination; ubiquitin-dependent protein catabolic process; positive regulation of proteasomal ubiquitin-dependent protein catabolic process. Gene Ontology annotation, cellular component: cytoplasm; ubiquitin ligase complex. Bases 84 to 1619 code for a protein of 511 amino acids. The transcript is spliced from 8 exons.
GCUCGAUUACCUUCACUGACCAGAAUUGCUCUCUCAUUGUGUCAGUCGACUGGAGAACGUGACGAUCAGUAACGGCCGAAACCAUGGGUAAUGCGGAAGAUAGUGCUCGCGGUUCUUCGGCUGCAAAUUACUUGAGAAAUUUUCGACUUGCGCGACGAGUGACCCAUGGUAAACGUUCCACCGUUGAAGCAAUUGACGCCCUAAGCCUUCUAAUCCAGCACUCUGAUCAUGACAGUGAAUGCCCGGUUUGUUGCCUUCCGGUCACUGUCUUACUGGAGUCCUCAGGAUGUCGUCACAUGGCGUGUGUGUCUUGCUGGGUGACUUUUGUAUGCACAGAAAUCGAAAACUUUGCCAUGUCCCGAUUGACAUGCAUCGGUUGCAAAAAAGCACUAAGCGCUAGUACCGUGCUUCGUGUGCUCACCAUACCGACCGGGAAUUCGGCCGCCUUUGAACUUUGUAUGAACAACCCAGUUCAGCUUGCGACCAUACAAACACAUUGUUUAAAAAUGCUAUCCCGAUACGAGGAAUUUCUUCUACACAUCGCCCUAUCUGAUGAGACAGAUUUUCGCUGGUGUCCUAAUGGCUGUGGCUACGGUGUAAUCGCCCAUGGCUUCCAGCGCUGCCCACAGCUGUACUGUCAACGACCUGAAUGUAACGGACUAUCGUUCUGUUACAAUUGUCGGCGACCUUGGAUAACAGAUCCUUGUCGUCCAGAAAGCUCGGUGUUAACUGAAUCGAUGCACGUCUGUUACACAAGAAGCAUGGACAAGAACGACACCGAUGAAUCCGUUGCGCCUUUCUUUGACGUUAGUCGGAUUUGCCACCGGGACUCUAUCCUAAUAGACCAUCCGCUGAAGUCUCCCCUGGCUCCCUUGGAUACCGUGCUACCACGGCAAAACUCUCCUAUGACUGAACACGCUAAUGGCGCACGAUCAACCGAUUACCCGGAAUUACGUACUCAGAAUUACGACCAUACGCCUCUCGAUGAUAAAAUAACACCAGGUGAUGUCCAAACCGACGUCAGUCCUACAACAACUCCCUCCGAAUUUAUGACCAAAAAACCUGUUCCCGUGGGAGGAAAAAUCAAACCGUGUCCAAAAUGCAAUACCUUUAUCCAGAAAGUGGAUGACGGUAGUUGUAAUGAUAUGGUCUGUGCCAUCUGCGGUUUCAAUUUCUGCUGGCUCUGUCUACGUCCUAACUCUGCCGGACAUUACUUGGUUCUCGAUGGGUGUUCUAUAUGGGGUAAACGACGAUGGUCUACGAGGCGUCGGCUUCUCGUUCUACUGGCGGUUCUUCUGCUCACUCCGUUCACGCUACCACUUAUUUUGGCGAUCGGUAUUCCUGUUGGGACCAUUAGUUUCGUUGCCCUGUCUUGUCAACUGGUCCGCUCACGUUUUCCAACUAACAAACAUUUGCGCUGGUUUGCAGUUUUUGGUACUUGUCUCGGAACGUUGAUUUUCUUCCCGAUAUUAACUGUUGCUGCUGUAGCGGCGCUUACCCCCGUUGUCCUCGGAUUUAUCUACCUAUAUUUACCAAUUAGCGUACUGCGGUCAAUUCAUGGGGAAAAGACCGCACCUGGUUCGCCUUCCGAUGAAUUGGGAAUUUAUAAUGCUGUUUGAUGCACUUUUUGGUGUUUCGGUUUAUCUACACCAACUCUAUCCCAGUCUUUAACCCAGUCACGAGUUCUGUGCUGUGAACAAGCACAAUUGAAGUCUUUCUGCGCUGUGACCCGUUUUCCUACGGAAUGAUUACUUACUGUGAUAUGAAAUCAAUUUUUAUCCAUUUUACACGAGAAUUUAAAGUCCAGCUUCCCAUGAUGGUUACAUCUAAAUAAGAAUGCAAAACCAAAAUUAGAUCAGGGUAGCUUCACAACUAGGAACAAUUUCCGCUCGCUUCUCCAGUGCAUUUUUAUGUUUCAUUUCCGCUCUUUUGAUUUCGCUUUUACGAAUACUCUCAAUUUAUCCAUUUUUUUUUACAUUGUUUCACACUGAUGGCCAUUCUUGAUCAAGUGACGAUUCAUUGACUGAACGUUGAAACCUUUC